Molecule: messenger RNA, 495 nt
Organism: Haemonchus placei
Lineage: Eukaryota; Metazoa; Nematoda; Chromadorea; Rhabditida; Trichostrongylidae
Source: the annotation of a GenBank genome assembly
AUGCGGCUCUGUGAGCCUGUGCCGCCUUCCGCAGGAAAAGCCAUAAAGGUAGUCAGUGGCGACAACAUUGUCAUGAUCUACAUGGAAUUGAUCGGAAUGUGGUUCACCGAUCGCGCGCCAAAUGAUGCCAAUAUCAAUGUUGCGGCUUUGGUUGCCAAAUGCAUUAGAGGUGUCGCCACGACGACGCUUGAAGCAAUAGGCGACGAUAUUCUUGCUGCACUCGAAAAGCCGAAUCCAAACAUCAAAACACAGACCGAUUUUUUCUUGUACAGGGUCUUCAAAUUACUUAACGCUCAAACAAUGCCGAAAAAGACUCUCAAAUCCACUGCGUCGGAGCAGAUCAAGCAUACAGCCGAUUCAGAUGCUAAGGUUCGCGAUGCUUCUUAUGCUACCCUAGGUUUGACUAGGCGCGCUAUUGGGGAGAAGCCUUGCGUGCCAAUUCUUGAAGACAUCCUAGACGACAAGCUAAAAAUGGGGAAGAUAAAAGUGUUCUAA